Messenger RNA from Megalops cyprinoides (Indo-Pacific tarpon), 1285 nucleotides. RefSeq names its product EBP cholestenol delta-isomerase. Gene Ontology annotation, cellular component: endoplasmic reticulum; membrane. The coding region runs from base 262 to 969 and encodes 235 amino acids. Gene Ontology annotation, molecular function: cholestenol delta-isomerase activity; C-8 sterol isomerase activity; steroid Delta-isomerase activity. The transcript has 5 exons. Gene Ontology annotation, biological process: cholesterol biosynthetic process. The record is from RefSeq and is a predicted model, not a curated record. NCBI's taxonomy places the organism in Eukaryota, Metazoa, Chordata, Actinopteri, Elopiformes, Megalopidae.
AGGAAGCGGAGUACAGGUGGACAGUGGUCUUUGAAUGACAAUUUAGUUUGGUUUUUCGUACGUAUAUAUUUUUAGGCUGCUGUUUAGGUUUUCCAGUUUAGGUGGGAAUUGCUGCAAAGGCUUGCUCAAUACGUUACACCAACUGUCAAAGCGGAGAGGAUUAGCUGCAUAACAGCAGUGUGAAGUUGGAAAGAUACCUUGUAAUUUUAUUUUAGUCGUCACUUCUAAUAACAAUCAGUCUUGAUUAUAUCCACAUUGAAGAUGGAGGAAGUGGACUCAGCAGUCACUAAUCAGCACCCUUUUUGGCCACGACAUCUGUCCAUCCCGAACUACGUUGCCAACGAUCGCUCCAUGGAGGAGAUUCUGGCCUUCCUGUUCUCUGUGUCGGGGGUGCUGCUCCUGGGAACCUGGGUGCUGACAGGAAAAGACAUGGAAGGGGGAAGGCUUACAACGAUGCGCAGGCUGAUUCUGUGCUGGUUUGCCGUGUGCGGCUUCAUCCACGGGGUCAUCGAGGGCUGGUUUUCGCUUUACUACCCCCUCAUACCCUCUGAUCAGAGUUUCCUGUCCCAGCUCUGGAAAGAAUAUUCAAAAGGAGACAGCAGAUAUGUCAUAGCGGACAACUUCACGGUGUGUAUGGAGACGGUGACCGCGUGGAUGUGGGGACCCCUCAGCGUGUGGACCAUCUUGGCGUUUCUGUACAACCACCCCCACCGCUUCGUACUGCAGCUGAUCGUUUCCCUGGGACAACUGUAUGGUGCGGUCCUGUACUUCUACACUGAGCACCGAGAUGGCUACAUCCACAGCGAGCUGGGACACCCCAUCUACUUUUGGUUCUACUUCAUAUUCAUGAAUACGCUGUGGAUCGUCAUCCCGCUGCUUCUCAUUGUGGACGCCUGGAUGCAGCUCUCUGAUGCACAAGCGCACUUCGACCGCAGCGGUGCAGGCAAGGAGAAAACCAAGGAAGAGUAGGGGAGACUGGGGGAGGGGGGUCAGGGGGUCGGAGGGGUGACACAGCAAGCUGCUGAGGGGAAGCAUUCCAUGAGGUGCGAUGGGGGCGAGAAACGAAAUCAGGGAGCUGGGGUAGAGGUGAAGGCUGAUGGAGAUGGUAAUCUGGGCUUGUCUUACUGCAGAGUCGGUCCCACUCCAUCUGUUGAACAUUUACAGAAAAUGCUGAAAUGUUUAAGUCAUUUGGAAGAUGAUAUAAUAAAAGGAUACAAAGGUAAACAUAAACAGACCAGCAGAGAAGUAAUCCAUUGUCCAUUCCACAGUACUCCAACAAUGAGCC